This is a messenger RNA of Chilo suppressalis (striped riceborer), 5054 nucleotides long. The record is from the annotation of a GenBank genome assembly. NCBI's taxonomy places the organism in Eukaryota, Metazoa, Arthropoda, Insecta, Lepidoptera, Crambidae.
CUGAGCUGUCAAAUUUCUAAGGCACAGUUAGCUGUCGGUGAUAAACUGUAGAAAAUGUUGCAAAAACAUUAGGAUUCCUUAAAAAUUAAGUGCAAUUUACUCGUGCAAUAAAAAUGCCAAAACAACUAAGUUGUCCUAAAUACUGAAAGGCAGUGAGACAGCUAGGUUCUUACUUAAAUUGUGUUGCUAAACCAACAUGCUAAUUAUUCAAUAACGAUAGAUUUAAUACAUAAUGACUGAAAACAUGACAUCGUGAGUUCAUAGUUCAUGUGUUCACAAGUGGUCUGACUGUAUGCGUGCUGGUAGUGAGAAUAAACUGUGUUUACAAAACAAAUGGUUGUAAUUAAGUGUGUGUAAAGAAGAUUUUCUUACCAUGGGGCAGACCGGUAGUGCUAUGCCUGCGCCUCGCACUUCCUGCACAGGCGGCACUCCAAACAACCUGCCGCCCCUGGGCUUCCACAGUGUCCAUGGGGAGAAUGUCAGGGUGUCCAGAGAUGGCUCUGUGGCGAGGAGGGUGGAGUCUUUCUGCAAGGGAGUCGCGUUCAGCGCAAGACCUGUGCGGGUUAACGAAAAGGUGUGCCUUCGUUUCGUCGAGAUUUCAAACAGCUGGAGCGGCGUAAUCCGCUUCGGUUUCACGAGCCACGACCCCGCGUCGAUCGUGCACUCCCUCCCCAAAUACGCCUGUCCAGACCUCACGAACAAGCCUGGCAAUUGGGCCAAAGCUUUAGGCGAAAGAUUCUGCGAAAAGGACAACAUACUGCAUUACUACGUGAAUUCAGCGGGAGACGUACACUUCGGCAUCAACGGGGAAGACAAAGGACUCUUCUUCACAGGAGUGGACACGAGAAACCCUCUAUGGGCCCUCGUAGACGUAUACGGGAACUGCACAGCGGUGCAAUUCGCAGAUCCACGCGUCCCGAACCAAGUGAGAAGACCUAAUCAAAGUCCGAUUGACGAAGAGAGAUUAGCUGGCAGCAUGAGGUCUUUGAGCGUCGACGAACCACUGCCCCCGCCUAGAUACGCUAAUCCUCUGGUGCCGCUCAGCUUACACAGAACUAAAGGAAGGAAUGUCCAAUUUGUAAACGAUAGAGGUGUCGCUGCAAGAGUGGAUGCAGAAUUUUGCCAAGGAUACGUGUUCACGGCGCGACCUAUGCGCCCUGGGCAAACGAUUGUCGUUCAAAUAUUAGCGACAGAAUCUGCAUACGCCGGCAGCUUAUCCAUCGGUCUGACUUCCUGCGACCCGGCUAGUUUGAGGCCUUGCGAUUUGCCGGCAGACGCGGAGCUACUCCUAGAUCGUCCCGAGUACUGGGUCGUUCGACGGGACGCGGCAAACGGCUUGGGGCGAGGUGACGAGUUGGCUGUAACAUUGACAAUGGAUGGAGAAGUGAGAGUGAGCAGGAAUGGCUCGACUCCGAUUACCGUGAUGCACGUAGACCACACGCUGAGGCUGUGGGCCUUCGUGGAUAUAUACGGGGCGACGCAGAAGGUCAGGAUGUUGACGUCGCAGGCUGUGACGUCACCGCCGCAGCAGUUGAGGGUUUUGACGGGAACUGCCGCUCCUAUAGCGGGGUCGGGCGGCACCGUGCUGGUGGUCAGCCUGCCGCCGCAGAAUGCUGCGCAGAACGCCGCCAACCAUCAGCAGGGACUGACGCUCGCCAGUGCGCAUUAUAUUGAGCCGAUCCAGGCAUCGUCACAGCUAUGCUUAGCCGGCCUCCAGUCGGUAUCAAGCCAACCGCCUUGCAACCCAUUACCGCAGCCGUCGUAUCAACAGCCCAGGCCCAGGACAGAAGCCCAGUGCAGCUCUAGCACUCAGAACAGCUGCAACGAACAAGCCCAAAUGCCCAACGGCCACGAACCCUUAAGGCUGGAGAGGAUACCAAACGGACCUUCAACGAGCAGGCAGCCUAUCUACUCAGUCAUAGGAGACACCCAAGGCCAACUGACCGGAACAGAGUGCACUAUUUGCUACGAAAACCCCAUAGACAGCGUUCUAUAUAUGUGCGGACAUAUGUGCAUGUGCUAUAGAUGUGCUGUCCAACAGUGGCGAGGCAAAGGUGGGGGUCAAUGCCCUCUGUGCCGAGCACAGAUCAAAGAUGUAAUCCGUACCUACAAAUCUUGAUGUGUGACUGAAAACAAUAUUAUGCCAAAUAGGACUGAGUUGAGAUCGGAAUGUGUGGUCUAGCGUUGUCAGUGGUGAAAAAGUGAAAGUUUUUUUUUUUAAUAUAAUACAUGUAUAUUGUAACGUAUUCGGGAACUUAAUAUAUUUAUGGAUUGAUUAAUUUAAUAUAUAUAUAUAACGAAUCUGUGUAUAUUCAAAUGAUAUGUUUAGGAAUUGUUUGUUCGACAUUUAUUUGACAUCGACAACAGAAAUUAUUAUGUGCGACUUUUUCAAUUACACAUUAAUUUGAUGGUUAGUGGUGAUUUGAAGUUUGUCAUUGUAUGAGUUUACGAUUGAUUCGUGAUACCGUUGUUUAAUAAAUGAUGGAAAUCUCAAAAGACAAGUGUGAAAUGUAUAAAACUUGUGCUCAUUGUCUCUGAUGCAAUUUUGACAUUAUCUCGAAGACUAAAGCUACCGUUAGCUAUUACAUAAAGUGUCAUUUUUAUCUUCGACGGAAUGUAACGUCUUUUCUAAGAAGCGAGGCUAUGUUAUAUAUAACUAUGUAUAAAAUCGUUGUUAGUUGCGCUAAGUAUUAGGAGGUAGGUAUAUAAAUAAACAGGCGGACAAUUUGUGAAAUUCGUUAGGUUAUAAUUAUGUCAAUUCAAAAAGAAACAACAAAUUUUGGCGCCAAUUUUUGACACUUAUUGUUUAUGGUUUACGAGGUGUGUACUUUUGUCUUGUCUUACGGGUUUCGCCGACAUGUGAUGAUAAAUUAUAACCUAAACUUUUGACAAUAUUGACAUAAUUCUAGACAAAUAUAAGUGGUUUUGUUUAAAGCUACAUCUAUUUGCCUAGUCCCGAAACUAGGCUUAACUAUCUGCAAACGAGAUAUUUACGUCCAUGAUAUAUGAUUAAUAAUAAUAAUUGGUGAUAGAGUUAUUGCAUUUAAUAAUUUUAAAUUCCUAUCAUACUUAUAUGUUUACUUUUGUAUGUUAACGUUACCAGUAGGGUUGAUAUGUAAUGUUAAAAAACAAAUAAACACACUAUUCUCUGGUUAGAUAAAAAAAUAACACAACAGAAGUUAUAAUUUGAACGCAGCGACUAUUUCUAAACGAAACCGGAAAUAGUAAAUCUACAGAUACGAAAGUCUAUGAUAGAAAAAAAAAUAUUUAAAAAAGAAACAAUAAAUAGUACGAAAAGGAGUUCCUACAAAUGAUUCUGUGCGAUUUUACCAUACAGUAGAUCGAAUAUUUAGCGAAAAUGAGCCAGUAGAUAGUAUGCUACCAUGCUGUGUUGCCAGUGCUAAAUUAUUCGAAUCUGAAGUGGUAAAACCGUACAUAAGAUGAUAUCAUUUUGAAAUUAUCGUCAAUAUUUUUUUGCAAUAGCUUUAAUUCGGAUUUACUUCAUAUAAAUAAAUAAAGUAAAGGACUUUCACUUAACAUAAUAUGCAGUGAAAGCUAUUUGUUUUGUAAUCUAAGAAAAUUAUUCCUUCACAUUGCUCAAAUUUCUUUCUUUCAUUCUAUGCAUAUCAUAAAAAUAUAUCCUGAUUAUGGUUUGACUGCCUUAUAAACUAAGUAUGAAGUUAAAGUGUUUUUCUAUCUGUAAAGCAAUAUUAAACUUUAUAUUGUAUUAUGAAAUGAAUAAAUGAAGUUAGUCAAAAAACCGGUUAUACCAUAAUCAAAAUUAUAUUUAGAAUCAGACUGAUUCUUAUCUUACAUAUCUUUACCUACUACGAUUUCUUUAUAUGUAAUCAUUCCUAUAAUAUAUGUAUGUAUAAUACCAUCAUUACCAGUUGAUUUUGUCUAUACCAAAUCUUUUUGAAGCCAGUUUUUUUUUGUAUAUUUAAUUAUUAUGUAACUUUAAUAAAGCACUUUUGAACGGGGUUUGGAUUAAUAUUUUAAUAUUAUACGAGUUUUGGAUCUGUUUAAGUUAUCAUGCCAACAUACUUACUUGGUGACUCGUUUAAUAGUGUUUUAUUAUGAAAUGAGGAGUGUACGCGCAAUAAUAAUGAAACAGAAAUAAUGCUGAACGUUUAUUGCAUUAUGGAUAGGAAAUAUUGCUGCAACAAUUUUUUCAUUUACAUUUUAACACAUGUAGAGGAUGUAAAUGCAAGUAUUGUUGCUGGGUCCAUUGUAAAUGUUAAAACAAAUAUAUUAGGGCAUAUUAAUUCAUAUUUUGUAGCAUAUAUUUAUUUUGUACUCGUAAGGCAAUUAGUUGACACAAGCGGGAAAGGAAAGUUGCGGUUCUCACAACAUAACUAAAAGUAGGACCCUAAUUUUUUUUUUCUCGUGAUAAUAAUAAUACAGAAACUUUACCAAAACAGUGUGACCAGUUAAAAAAUAAAUAACAAAACCACGACUAUGUUUGAAGCCAAAUCUUAUAUAAGUGUUUAUUAAGAUUGUAAAUAUACGAUGUAAGUGAGAUCGGAAUGUUAGCAUGUGUUGGCAUUGUGUGGAGAUUGCUUUUAUUUUAGACGAAGACAAUAAACUGAUUCUAGUAUAUUUAAGUACUGUCCACCAGGCCGAUAAGUGUGAAAGAGACAAAACGAUCGUGUUGCAAAUAAUUCGAAUAAGUAUUAGCUGCACCAUGGCUUUAUCUCUUUCUACAGAGUUAUCAAUUUCAAUCAUAAAGUCGAUCAGUCCAUUUUCUAUAUCAACCCAUGGUUUUCACAUAUUUGCCUUAAGGUUUGUGUUGCAAUUGUACAAAUUAAACACCAAUUACCAAGAAAUUGAUCCCCAACACGUGCUAACGAUUCGCAGACCAAGUUGUAUGUGAUAAUUUAUUAUUAUUAUUACUUGUAAUUAUCCUUUUUUAUUAUUUACUCGAGCUUGGUCCGUGUACAGCGUUGUCAUCUAGUCGUUAGUAAUUUAUUUCCUUUUUUUUUGAGAAAAAAAAUCUUACUUGUAAACGAUGUUGGAUUUUAAAUUAAGUUUUCGAAUAAAAAUUGGUUAUCUCG